AUGUUUCAAGAUAGAAAUCGAACAAUAGUUCAUGCAAAUAAUGGAAAUGAAUAUUUUAUUGAUAGAAAUGGGCAUGCAUUUCGUUACAUUUUGGAAUAUUAUCGUAAUGGUGAAGUCAUAUGGCCAAAUGAAGACUUUUCGGAAAAUGAUUCAAACCUAACAUGCGUAUCGAGAUGUGAACUACUUAAAGAAUUUGACUAUUUUCAAAUUCCUUUUGAAAUUCCGAUCGCUUUGCCCACGAGUCAAAUGCUGGCUAAAAGACUUGAUGGAUUCAUGAAUGCCCUGUUAGAAUGUUCUUUUGAUAUAAAGUUCGCUUUUAGAACUUAUAUGAAUAUUAAAUUUUAUGACUAUUCCAUAUCAAGUGAAGAAAAUCGUCCUACUAUGUUCGUCGUCAAUCCUUUUAUUGAUAGUGCUUACAAAAAACUAAAACCUUUUGAAGCCUGCGGGUAUACCUUGUCGAUUUAUUUUAAGGAAGAAAUUAGCGCAUUCAUUACUGCUUCUUUAUCAAAAUUAUCCUGUGAUAUUAGGAAAGUUAAGAGUCCUGAUUGUGUAGUGAUAAGGAUGUAUAUUCGUGAUAACAUUGAUUGUGAAGAAAUUCUCAAAUAUUCCGCUUACAAAAAAUCCUUGUAA
Molecule: messenger RNA, 630 nt
Organism: Dentiscutata erythropus
Lineage: Eukaryota; Fungi; Glomeromycota; Glomeromycetes; Diversisporales; Gigasporaceae
Source: the annotation of a GenBank genome assembly